Molecule: messenger RNA, 1335 nt
Organism: Ixodes scapularis (black-legged tick)
Lineage: Eukaryota; Metazoa; Arthropoda; Arachnida; Ixodida; Ixodidae
Product: 4-coumarate--CoA ligase 1-like
Exons: 8
Coding region: 1-1335 (444 amino acids)
Molecular function (GO): CoA-ligase activity
Source: RefSeq, a predicted model, not a curated record
AUGGCAAAGACCUCCUACGUUGCAAGGGAGUUAUUAUACACAAUUCGAGACAGCGAAUGUGAAUACAUUCUUACAGACAAAAAUACAGCUCCAAAUCUUCUCAAAAUUACCAUGCCGUCAACCAUUAAGGAACCGAAUGGUCGCUUUUUGACUUCGCAGAAGCUGUUUUCUGUUGGAAGAGCACCCGGUUUCAUUGACGUCCUCGAAUUCCAAGACCACUCGGAGGCUAGUCUCGAGCCCCAAGUGCCUGCUGACACAACGGAGGAGGUCGUCGUGAUGCUGUACACGUCAGGAACCACGGGUCUCCCAAAAGCCGUGCAAAUGUCCCAUAAAGCUUACGUCUCCUGCUACCGUGCACUAAUGGCUUCAGGGGUUUUCGCUGAAGAUGACAUCAUGCUUGCUUGGAAUCCCUUCACUCACGUCUCCGGGUUUGUGAUCGACAGCAUCUGCCUGUGCCUGGGAGUAAGGGUGAUAAUUACGGAGCAUUCCAUAUCGUGCAAAGAUUUCUUGGAGAGCCUCUCUACACAUCAAAUAUCCGUGAUUUUCGCCACUUCUGAAAUGCUACGAGGGAUUGUGAACGAAGCGAGAACGAACAACUAUCCAGCAGUGAGCCUGAAGAAAAUCAUAGUCGGAGGGACGAUGACCGGCGAAUCGCUAGGAACAGAGAUAUGCGAGUUCUUUGGUGUGAACUCGUUCGUAAACUUCUACGGCUUGACUGAAACCUUUGCUCUUAUAAGCUGCACUCCUGCCGGAAAAAUCCUCAUGGAUAACGUCGGCGUUCCUUGUGCUGGCACCAAAGUCCAAAUCCUCGACCUCUUCAACGGAGAUCCUCUCGGCCCCUAUCAAAAAGGCGAGCUUGUGGUUCAGAGCAAAACUCUUAUGAAGGGCUACUACGGUCGUCCGGAAGCUACUCAAGAAGUCCUGAGCAGUGAUGGCUGGCUUCGCACGGGGGAUCUUGGGUACUAUGACAGUAAUGGACAGAUCUACUUCGUAGAUCGGCUCAAGCAGAUGAUAAAAUGUAUGGGGAAUAUCGUAACUCCAGCCGAGUUGGAAGAAAUCUUGACCUCGCACGAGGCGGUUCUCGAAGCCGCUGUGGUCGGCAUACUCAGUUCGAAGUACGGGGAGGCUCCCGUCGCUUGUGUCGUUGUCAAGGGAUCCCAGGAAGAAGGCCUAGAAAGUCUGGAACAAGAACUGAAAGAACUCGUAGCAGGUCAAACAUCGACCCACAAGCACCUGUACGGCGGCGUGGUCUUUAUGAAUUCUCUACCAAAAUCUGAAAGCGGAAAAAUUCUGAGGCAGGAGCUGAAGUCAAGGAUAUUGUCCGGGAAUGACUAG